AUUUCGUACAGUCUUAAUUGAGCUUCCUGGGCCAUGCCUCAUACAAACCCGCUAUAUAAAUCUCAUAGGACUUGCAGUAUCAUCUUCAAGAAAAUUUAUGGGGCAACUGAAAGGUGUUCUUCCGUGCUCACUGGCCAGGUUACAUACAUCAUCAUCCUUGAUCAACAUAAAACCAGAAUCGCUGUAUCUCUUCUGAAACCCCUAUCUCUGGAUCAUACGUAUUAUAUUUUAAAUCUCAAGAAUGAUUUCCACUGAGCAAUUCAGCCCAAGAUUCCAGAAUUAUCACCAACCAAAGCCGUACCUCGGCGAGGUGCACAGAGAAGUGGAGAUUCAAAAAGAUCCUCAGCCAGGACGCGCUAUCAAGGCGAUCGGGAAUAGAGUGGAUGACUUGAUCCGUUCCUUAGAGCUCCAGAGCUUCCCGUCUGAGAUCGCUAAGUACCAAUUGGCCAGCCAGGAUAAGUGGGAGGCUCUUCACCAGGUUGGAAGCAGCGAAGACUCUCGUUCGGAAGGCGGGAUGAACGGGAGGAAUCUACAUCGAUUCCUUCUGUCUGAUUGUCGCCAGUUCUUGUCGUCCGACUUGAUGGCCGAGCAGAGCUUCAAGUCAUUAGAAACCAAGCUGGGGAUAUGGGGGGAGGAAGAUGGACCACGAAAUCUGCCGAUACUUUUGGCGCGGAUUCCGGAGACAAAGCAAGCGGAACAGUGUUUAGAAGCGUACCAUCAGAGCUGCGGAUGGAUCCAUCGGCUAUUCCAUUGGCCUUCCUUUUGCGCCAAAGCUUCCCAAAUGCUUUCCCGCAAGCACCGGCUUUCGUACUGCAACCAGCCCGACAUACAUUGGCUGGCCAUGCUCUUUGCGGCGUGUGGACUCGGCCUUUGGGCCGCUCACUCUACCGAUCCCGAGCAGUCUCAAGAAAACGGCCUUCCGAGAACCAAACAGGGGCAACGGAGACUAGCUUUGAGUUGGCUGAGGUGCGCAUCCAGUGCACUGGUGCUUGGGCAACACGAUCAAGAUCCUUCUUUGGAUUCCCUACGAGCAAUGUCGCUGUUGUUGUGUUUUCCACUUUAUUUUUCAGAUGACCCAUCAAUGGAAGGCGCGAUGGAAAUGAUCAUGCAAACCAUCCACCUAGCUCGACAGCUCAACUUGGACGUGGAUCCGGACGAACUUCCUUGCAGCCACAUGCUCCAGAGCGAGAAGACUAAAGACGAACGACGAAGGUUUAUGGUGGCGAUCUUGUGUCAAGAGUUUCAAUUGGGCGGCUUGUUUUGCAAGAAAUCGUACUUCGAGCCGCCCACUCAGUUCACUCUCAAGAUGCCGAACCACCUCUACGAUGAAGAAUACUGGCCCCAAGGAGCUCAUAGCUCUAUAGCCGAUUGUGAUGGCAUCUUAUCUAAGAGCUCCGCUGAAGCUCACCGACCCACUGAGCUGGAUGGGGUUGUAUCCCGUUACAAAAUCGGCCAGAUAUGGCAAUUGAUAGGGAUCAGCUUCAGCGAGCAUGCGGGUCCACCAGCCCAUGGCCGUGUCUUGGACCUUGAUCAACAACUGCUGGAUGUCGAGAAGGGAUUCCCAUCUACUCUUCAAACAACGUUCGAGCCUCACCGGUGUGUUCUUGAGCCUCUGCCGACCCGAGGGACGAUGGCCGACAUGGAUCGGCUCGCAUCUCAUCUCGUCCUGGCUAGUGCACAUGUCCGACUUCAUCGGCCUUUUGUCAUUCCUCGUCAAGGGGUCUCAGAGGCUCAUCGAGAAUCCCAUCGGAGAAGGAUCUUACAUUACGGACGGCUUAUCCUGGCCGUCCACGAAUCCGACCAUCUUCCCCUCCUCAAGCAUGUCUCGAUGAGUUUGUUUGUGCUUGCAGCCAGCAUCGCGCUUUCGGUCCUGUUAAUCACGCCCACAGGUCCAUCAGAAGAUUUACGGAGCCUGCGGCAACAAAUCUAUCAAGUUUAUAGCGCCUAUCAAAACACCUCUCAUCAGAACAGCAUGCUUUGGAGUCGCAGCUUCAAAUUGCUCGGGCUGCUCUUGGAGACCGAUAAGAAGAUCCUGCUCAAUCCGGAAUACAAAAUCAAUCUCGCCCUCUUAGAAACCUUGUUGCAAUGAUUACUCAUCAUUCAAAUACUUACGAUUCUAAACCUAAUAGAUACAAAUACUAUAUAUAGAUGUAACAUUAUUGUACUAAUAACUCUGUCUUCAAUAUUCGCGUGAUUUCUAGUAAUAAUAAUAUAAACAUGAGCAACACUUGAAAAACAAAAAUAUAUCUCCUAGCACAGAUUCAUGAGUUUUGAAAGGAAGAAUCUUAAUCACUCAAUACAUGUAUCUUAUUGAACACAAUAGCUGGCCUUUUUCUAAUCGGACUGACAAAAGCUACCAUCUCUUUUUUUUGCAUGAAAUGUUCCUUAGUUUUUUUUUCCCAAAGAAUGAUAAACAUAAAAAUCC
Molecule: messenger RNA, 2425 nt
Organism: Puccinia graminis f. sp. tritici CRL 75-36-700-3
Lineage: Eukaryota; Fungi; Basidiomycota; Pucciniomycetes; Pucciniales; Pucciniaceae
Exons: 11
Coding region: 242-2089 (615 amino acids)
Source: RefSeq, a predicted model, not a curated record